Cuscuta epithymum is the source of this 2611-nucleotide messenger RNA. The record is from the annotation of a GenBank genome assembly. Lineage: Eukaryota; Viridiplantae; Streptophyta; Magnoliopsida; Solanales; Convolvulaceae.
GGUACCAUGUUCAAAUCCCCUUGGGGCUCCUUUUUAUUUUCCAAAACUAUUUAAAUUAAAUAGACCAAAACUACGUCGUUUUGGCCUAUUUUAAUUAAAUAGACCAAAACUAUUAUAGAAUAUUUCCAACAAAUGAAGCUUAGGAGGGUACAUCUCUAGAAUUGUUGAAUGAUUUUUAUAUGUAAUUUUUUUGCUUUAUAAUACCUUAAUAUUUUGAUGGUGUAUGUUAACUAUGAAAUGUUAUGCUUCUUUAAUAUUUUUUAUUAGUUUUAUAUUAAUUAGUGAUUAGAGAUAUAAAAGGGUAGGGACCCCGUGACUCCGACUUUCUGGGUCCGCCACUGUUUGCACCCCACUUUUAGGAUGAUAUUGGACUUUGCAUCCAUUUUGAAAAAACUUUGACUUUGCAUCCCAUUCCACUUAAAAGUCCUUUGACUUUGCAUCCCAUUUAGAAAAUUUUCUUCACAAAGUGUUAUGUGUUGGGAUACAAAAUCAAAGUUUUUUCAAAUUGGGGUGCAAAAUCCAAUAUCACCCAAAAAGGGGGUGUAAACUCAAAUUCUCCCUAAAAAAUUAAGGUAGUUCCAAAUAUAUGUAGCACUUGUCUCUACGAAUUUUCGGGAUAGUUCAGGGCUGUUUUUGUAUACCAUUUAGUUCUUAAAUAAUUUAUAUAAUUAAAUAACUUAUCAAGUAUAAGGAAAUGUUCAGACACUCAAUUUCAAAGGUUCUGUAUUUCUAAUGUCAAACAUUAAUGGAGCACAAGUAAGAAUGUUCAUCAUAAUUAACGCAACAACCAUAAAAUUAUAAUUGCCAAUAUUCAUUUGAACUAAAAAGAGAAAACUCUCAAAUAGGCCCUUAUACUUUGUCCAAUUCCUCAAUUAAGCCCUCAUACUUAUUAAUCACUCAAUUAAAAGGUGUUCAAUUAAACUAAUUAGCAGGUAACCAACCAGUUCCCCAGUUAGCUACCCGUGUGGCAGUCCUCGUGGUGGAUAGAUGUCAUUUUCCUUUUCCUUUUUUCCUUGAGUCAAUUCCCUAAAUAGGACUAAAAAGUGGACAAAUUGCACAAAUAGGACUACAUUUUUUAAAUUCCCUUAAUAGGACUAUUUAUGUGUGUUUGGACAAAUAUACCCUUGUAACUUGUGAACUGUUUUAAUUAAUAAUAAAAUCAUAAAAAAAUUAAUAAAAAUCGAAAAAAAUACUAAAAUAGUAAAAAAAAAAUAAUAGAAAAUUAAUAAAAAUAUUUUUUAAAAAAAUAAAAAAAAAAUAUUUUUUUUAAAAAAAAUAAAAAAAAUCAUAAAAUUAAAAAAAAACACAUUACCACCCCUGCCACCCCCCAACACCACCAUCUCCCAUCACCGUAAAAAAAUAUGCCAACAUUUUAUAUAAUGCCAUAAUGAUGGCAUAAUCAAUGAAAAUGUUGGCAUAUUGAAGAGUAAUUAUGCCAUCUUUUUGGCAUUUUCAGAAAAAUAUGGCAUUUUUUUAUCAAAAGUGGAAGAAAUUUCACCAAUCGGAGGUGGUGGUGCUGGGAGGCGGCGGGAGGCGGUGAGAAAGGUAUCCAUAAUUUUUUUCAUUUUUUAUGGGUUUUUACUAUUUUUUAUUAUUUUUCAAAAAAAAUAAAAAAAAUAAAAAAUUAAAUUUUUUAUUUUAUAAAUGUUUUAAAAUUUUUUUUUAAUUUUUUUACGUUUUUUAAAUAUUUUUUUACGUUUUUUGUGAUUUUAUUAUGAAUUAAAGCAUUUCAUUAUGAAUUAAUACUCUUAGGGGUAUUUAGGGUAGAAAAUCAAUGUUUAGUCCUAUUUAGGGAAUUUUAAAAAUAGUAGUCCUAUUUGUGCUUUUUAGGAACUUUUUAGUCCUAUUUAGGACAAUUUCCGUUUUUCCUUUUAUUUCUUUUUCUCUUUUUUCUUUUCCCCGUCUUUCCAUUUUUUCAUUCUCUUCCUUAGGCCUGCACGACGUAUGUCUCCCUUCGUCUUUCCUUUCUUCCAAUCUCCCCCCUCCUUUCUCCCCCUUCCUUUCUUCCCCAGUUGCCUAAAAUUUCUGGCCGCCUCUUUCUUUCUAGACCGCGUGUUCUUCGGCGGAGACAACAAGAGUGGAAUUAUAGCGCACAGAAUGGCGUUCCGGCCGGAGAAUGCAGACCGAGCUUCGCAGAUCUCGCCGCCGGUUCACCAGAUCUCGCCGCCGGUGGUUAAGAGCUUUGUGACUAGCUCACUGCUUCACCAGAUCUCGCCGCCGGUUCCGAGCUUCGCAUCCUCCAUAGCUACAGUUCUCCCCUGCCUCUGCUCUGGUUAUGGUCGUUGCAGCUUCGAAGGUCUAAGCAAACCUGGCCCUGUCCAGUACCAUCGCUCCACUCUCUUCGCAAUACGUGACCAUCCAGGCCAUUGCCGUCGAGGGAUACGUCGUGCGCCGUUGGAUGAAGUUUGCCCGUCGAGGGAUACGUUGUGCAGGCCCAGGGAAGGAAGAGAACGGAAAAAGGGAAAGAAGAGGAAAAGGAAAAAAAAAGAGGAAAAGAAAUAAAAGGAAAAAAGGAAAAGGAAAAUGACAUCUGUCCGCCACGCGGGUAGCUAACCGGGGAACUGGUUGGUUACCUGCUAAUUAGCUUAAUUGAACACCUUUUAAGAGUUCG